This is a messenger RNA of Chenopodium quinoa (quinoa), 4487 nucleotides long. RefSeq names its product ribosomal RNA small subunit methyltransferase NEP1-like. Lineage: Eukaryota; Viridiplantae; Streptophyta; Magnoliopsida; Caryophyllales; Amaranthaceae. Gene Ontology annotation, cellular component: nucleolus; small-subunit processome. Gene Ontology annotation, molecular function: rRNA (pseudouridine) methyltransferase activity; rRNA binding. The record is from RefSeq and is a predicted model, not a curated record. The coding region runs from base 2467 to 3342 and encodes 291 amino acids. The transcript has 9 exons. Gene Ontology annotation, biological process: rRNA base methylation.
UCGGAUAUCCGAUCCAAAUAUCCGAAAUUUACUUGUUUUUCCUUUUUUAUUUCUCGAAUUUUCUAAAAAAAAAUAUAUGCAAAAAGAAAAUUCUCAAACCCUAAUUGACCUAAUUCCCUAAACAGUAAACACUCCUCUAUCUCAAACGCAGUCACGCCUCUCUCUCUCUCCUCUAUCUCUCUCUGGCUCUCUCUUGACUCUUGAGUCUCUUCUCGUUCUCUGGCUCUCUCCUCUCAAACUCUCAAGGCUCUCAGAUCUCACUUGAAAAGUUCAAAUCCCUUACAUAAAUUGAAAUUUCUGAAUUUCUAAUUUUUUGAAAUUGGUCGUUGAAGGCUUGAAGCUCCAUUCAACCUUGUGCUCUCCGCCAUUGAAGGUCCUUAGUUUUUAAUUUUUGGUUGAACACUUGAACCUCGUGCUCUCCGCCAUUGGAGGUCUUCUGUAUUUUACUUUUGGUGAGUUUUAUGUUUUUUGUAUUUUACUUGAACACUUGAACAUAAUGUGGUGUGUUGAACGGGGUUAAAUUGGCCGUUUUAGGUUAGUUUUAGUUGAUGCAAUAGGUUUGAUUAUGAGCUUCAUCUUUUGAUAAAUUGAUGUUUGAGUGGUAAUAUGCUUACUCGAAUUCGUCUAUUCAAUGGUUGUUGUGGAAUUGUUGAAGGUGAUUGAUUUAGCAACUAGCCAACUACGGGUCUAUAGCUCUACAAGACUACAAUAAUGAUUAGCUUUUUACAAUUGGGUUGAUGCAUCGGGUUUUCUAAUGAGAUUUGUAUUUUUGGUAUAUUGAUGUUUGGGCGGUAAUUUGCUCGCCCAAAUUGACCUAUUUUAGGGUGGUUGUUUAAUUGACUGAUCUUUAUACUAUUUUCAUGUCACUACUAUUGUUGGCUAGCCAUUUUACUUGUAGACCAGAUGUGCCUGUGUUCUAUUUUAGUCUGAUUUAUUCCUAAUAACAGGCUUAUGCUAGCAAUUUGGACAACUUUCUGUUGGGAAGUGGUAAAAGUUGCUUGUGAAAGUGGUCUUUUUAAGUUGGUCCACACUUUGCUUGUUAUGACUGUCAGUUUGAGUUUAAUGAGGGUGGUGAUUUGCUUAGUUCCUUGAUGCAAUUGGAUGAUGUUUGUUGUUUAUCUAGACCUGUUUUCUCUAUCUCUUUUUCAGGUUGGUAUAGGACCAUAGGCUAUAUUCUCCUCAAGACCUCCCUUAGUUGUGUUUUUUUUUUUUUUUUUUUUUUUUUGGGGUGAAAUUUCUUGAUUUUAUAUUGUGGAAAUGUGUUUCAGCUCAUAAAUCAUUAAUGUGAUUAUGUGAUAAUUGAUUGUUUUUUGUUGUAGUAUUCUCACAAAAAGAGGAAAAAGCCCCUAAUAGCAAAAAAUGAUUUUGUAAUAAGAUUCAUGGUGCACUUCUCUGCUUUGGCUGUCCACUGUUUAUAUUUUACACAAUUUUCUUCAUUAAUCAUUUUAUCAUUAUAAUUACAACAUUCCAAGAAAAAACAGAGUCAUUGUCCCUUCAUUUGGACUCUCAGCUUCUAUUCAAUCGGUAAACUUGUAUUCAGUUUCAAACUUUCAACAUGAUCUGAUUUUGCAAAGAAACUUAAACUAUUUUGGGGUUGAAGGGUGGACUAAAAUUGAGGUUAAUGGGCAUUCUUUUAAUGAUAUUAUUAGUUUUAAUAACCUUGAGAGAACCCUUCUUGUAUGAUUUAUCUAAUUCAACUUUUAACUCCAAUUUCAGAAUGAAAAGAAAAACAACUCGAGAUAUUUCAAGUUUUUUUUACUAAAAAAGUGCCUGCUCUAAAUCCUGCUCCUCCACAAAAUGAUCCUCCUUUAUGAAAUGAACUUUUUUAUGUAUUUUUUUUUGUUCAUUAUACAAGCUUUGACUAUUUUUUGAUACUUUAUGCGGUCGAUGGACGAUGAUGGGACAAUCUAUUAAUCAAAUCCUGGAUCCUGCCCUUAUCAUCGUCAAAAGUGUUUUUAUUUUAACUUUUUUAUGAGACGGUUACCUUUUAGAUCUAAUAUAGAGAGUAGAAAACAUAAAAAUUGGUUAGACAUAUUACAAACCAAACCAAAUUGUAUAACAUGACUAAAAGAAAACCAACCGUAUAAGGGUAUAACAUGGUUUAGUUCGCUUAUGUUACCAGAAUUAAUCUUAAACCGAAAAAAAAAUCAAUAAGAGGUUUCGCCUAAAACCCAUGUCGUCCUCCAAAAGCAUGGACCAAAAUUCGGGCCUUUAAUCAAUUCUCCAAAUAAACCCUAGCUAAACCCCCAUUUUUAUUUUAUCCACCAUUUCUUAUUAUCCGCCCUCAUUUCUCCAUAAACCCUAAACAUUGUUCAAAAUUGUUAAUUUUCCUUCUUCUGGGGUUUCCUUGAUUCUGCACAGUCGCUGUUGACUACGAAAAUGCCGAGGCCAUUGGGAGUAAAAGCUGGUAAGAAAAGGAAGAAGAGAGAGGAAAAAUAUGAUAAAUAGGAGGAUGAGCAAGUAGAAAUGGUACAAGAGGAUGUACCAGCUGCUGCCACUAUUGAGGAAACAGCUGAAGAUGAUAAGGUAGCAGAAGAUUUGGCCGAUGAUAUCCCCGGCAUUCCGGUUACUAUUACGAAGCAGAUGAGCCAGCCUGGGGCGGUUUUCAUGCUCGAAAGGGCUUCCCUUGAGGUUGCCAAAGUAGGGAAGACCUACCAAAUUUUGAAUUCUGAGGACCAUGCCAAUUUUUUGAUGAAGCACAAAAAGAAUCCUGCAGAUUACAGGCCAGACAUUGUUCAUCAGGCUCUUCUGAUGAUUUUGGAUAGCCCCUUGAAUAAGGCUGGGAGGAUUCAAUCUGUGUAUGUUAAAACUGAGAAAGGUGUACUUUUUGAGGUUAAACCUCACGUGCGUAUUCCAAGAACAUAUAAGCGUUUUGCUGGCAUUAUGUUGCAACUGUUACAAAAGCUGAGCAUAUCUGCUGCUGGCAAACGAGAUAAACUUUUUCGUGUGGUUAAAAAUCCUGUAACUCAGUAUCUACCUCUUAAUUCUCGUAAGAUAGGCUUUUCAUUUAGCUCAGAAAAAUUGGUUGACAUUCAGAAAUAUGUGGAUGCUGUUAAAGAUGAUUCCAAUUUUGUGUUUGUGGUUGGUGCUAUGGCUCAUGGAAAGGUUGAUGAUGAGUACGUUGAAGACUACAUAUCAAGCAGAAGGCAAUUUUAUUCAAAUAGCAAGAGUGUCCAUAGUUACAUAAUGGGAUACAGAUGGGGGAACACAGUUAACCCACGUUUGCUCAAGAUUAAAAGGAAUAUAAUUAGCGAGAUUAUGGGCGACGGAGUUCCCUUCCCUCCUAACAUGGCACCAUUGGAUGCAGUUGUAAUGGGAGCCCUGCACCAACGCAUCACUUAGGACAAUGUCCAGAUCAGUAUUGUGCCUCAUCUCCUUCGUGAGCCUCGAUACAAUGACUUGACAAUCAGAUCCAAUUAUGACAUUAGAGAGUCUGAACCUUGUUCCCAGAUUGAGAGCCCAAACUAUCGCUUUGUAAUUUACUAAGUCUGAGAGUCUAAACGAGAAGUGGUUAAAGAUUUCCAUUUGUAGCCUUCUCCUUGUUAUCUCGGAAACGGAUAACAAAAUAUUUAGACAAACUGUGAUUAGAAAUUGUGGAGUUGAAAAGUUCCAAGUGAAUUAAUAAAUAAAUUAAUAAAGAGCUGUAAUUUAAUAAAUUAAAUGAGGGUGAACAUAUAUUUAGGUGUUGUUUGGUUGGAGGAUAAUCUCCUUGGAAAUGAAAUUUCCUAUAAAGUAUUAAAAUGAAGGUGUACUUGGUUGGAGGGAAAUAAGCUAAACAUGGGAAAUAACAAUUCCAAGGGAAAUACAAAUUCCCACAACCCAUGGGAAAUUGCUCACCAACUCCCCCCCUGGUGAGUUGAAAUUUUUUAGGAAAUGCAAUUUCCUAUAGUGUCAACCAAACAAUUUAGCUUAAUUCGUAGGAAAAUCAUAAGGGAAAAAAUUUCCCAUGAAAUAUAAAUUCCCAUAGGAAGUUAAUUCCCAUGUGAACCAAACGAGCACUUAGUAUGAUUGGAAGUUCUGGCUCAAUUUCACACUUGCCUAAUUUAAUUGAACAUGAAUAUAAUCUACAUGACUCAACUCAUUUACGCUCUCUUUCUUAUUCCAUUAACCACCACUUUUAGUGAAUGAAUGAAUUUACUCGUAUAUUAAAUCUUGGGUAAGGAGGAGAGAAGAGAAGGGAAGGGAAGAGAUAUUAAAAUGACGCAGCGGGGUUGGGGUGAGGGUUUGUAAGGGAAGAUAGAUAAUGUGCUAUGAUUGAAAUCAUUAAAUUAUAGAGAUUAGAUGUAUUUAAGUGGAUUACUUUCAAUUAUUGAAUAUUGUCUCCGUUCUUUUUAAUCGCAACAUUCGGAAGUUAGCGGGCUAGGAACUUUGAGAGAAAAUCCAAAAGUUUGUAAUGUUUAUAUACACUCCUUACUAUUUUGUAUGAUUCAUAAUAUUUUUUUUAAAAAAAAAAAAAAAAAGAGAGAUAUAGACCUAUAGAUUAUAUU